AUGAGUUUGAUCACCGGCUCCAAGUGUUUUUGCCUUGUCUCUGGCACAACACUUUGGUAUGGGCCUGCCCAAAGACAAGGAAAAGUGCGGGCACUGUUCCUUUUGCCUCACAGGCAAACCAAUCCAGCCCCCAAACUCACUGUGACGCCAACGAUGGCUUCGAGCAUUCAAUUGGUCCUCGAAGCUACAAAUGCCAGAGAUGACCCACGCUUCCUCGCGCGUGGCGUAUGGUAUUCGAAGCCCCGGGGUGACGGCGUUGAAACUGGACAAGAGCCCGGUGCGCUGUUGGCUGAGUUUACCAAGGCUUGUGAGAAGAAGAAGAUUAAUAAAUGACGGCCUAGUCAGUGUUGGUCACCAGCUAUCUUGAUGAAGGGGAGGAUCACAGCUCGAUGGGAUAAAUGUUUAUCAUCCAUUUUUGGUUGCGGUGUGAGUGGUUUAGUUCCAGGUUGCGGAAUGCGUCAAGGUCAUAUAGUUAGUACUACCGUAUGUAUGUACCAAUUACCUAGAACCACGAUAGUUGGGGUUCUCUUAGCUUUUG
Molecule: messenger RNA, 538 nt
Organism: Podospora pseudopauciseta
Lineage: Eukaryota; Fungi; Ascomycota; Sordariomycetes; Sordariales; Podosporaceae
Exons: 2
Coding region: 1-333 (110 amino acids)
Source: RefSeq, a predicted model, not a curated record